Messenger RNA from Odocoileus virginianus texanus, 2488 nucleotides. RefSeq names its product transmembrane protein 138 (gene TMEM138). Gene Ontology annotation, cellular component: cilium. The record is from RefSeq and is a predicted model, not a curated record. NCBI's taxonomy places the organism in Eukaryota, Metazoa, Chordata, Mammalia, Artiodactyla, Cervidae.
CCCACGUCCGCCAUCUACUUCCGGAAUUUAAAACCGGCUUCCGGAAGCCAGGGUGAUAUCCCCAUGACAACCGACGUUGGGCCUCCGAGAUCCUUGUCUUAGAGCAAGGGAAGCAGCUGCAAUUCUGAAGAACUCAGUGCCUGGGGGUGGACCAGUAGUUGUUUUCUGAGGAACUGUGGAAUGUGCCCUUGGGGGCACGAGAGAGCAGAAGGAAGAUGCUCCAGACCAGUAACUACAGCCUGGUGCUCUCCCUGCAGUUCCUGCUGCUGUCCUAUGACCUCUUUGUCAAUUCCUUCUCUGAGCUACUCCGAAUGGCUCCAGUCAUACAGCUGGUGCUCUUCAUCAUCCAGGAUAUCGCAAUCCUCUUCAACAUCAUCAUCAUUUUCCUCAUGUUCUUCAACACCUUCGUCUUCCAGGCUGGCCUGGUCAACCUCCUCUUCCAUAAGUUCAAAGGGACCAUCAUCCUGACAGCUGUGUACUUCGCCCUGAGCAUCUCUCUUCAUGUCUGGGUCAUGAACUUACGCUGGAAAAACUCCAACCGCUUUGUCUGGACAGAUGGACUUCAAACAUUGUUUGUAUUCCAGAGGCUAGCGGCAGUGUUGUACUGUUACUUCUACAAACGGACAGCUGUGAGGCUGGGCGAUCCUCGCUUCUACCAGGACUCUUUAUGGCUGCGCAAGGAGUUCAUGCAAGUUCGAAGGUGACAGUUUUCUGUCACAUCGAUGAACACCUUUCCUUUCUGACAGAAGUCACACUGGGGGCUCUGCAGAGGGGCAGUCGGCCUAUGUGCUAGGAAGUAGCUUGACAUUCCGAGGACAGGCCCCGGCCAGUCAGUGUGCAGCAGGUGAAGAGGAGGAGCCUCCCUCUAGCAAAUUAAAGUGUCCCCAGUACAAACUCCUGAACAUCAUUCCUUCCCAGCCUCCUGCUUCAGUCCUGCCCUCUUUCCUUCCCUCUCUCUGCCCCUCUUCCUCACCAAGGGCUCUGUGGCUUUUUCCCAAGGGAACUUUCCACUGAUGCUAGUACAGGAGGAGCUCCCAGCCCUGGCUCUGUUUGCACUGCACACUAAUGAUUGAAGGAUGCAAGGAGUGACUUUUCUGGGCUCCUGACUGAGCACACCUCAGACAUUUAGAUUUUAUACCCAAGGUACUUUUUUUUACAUUGUAUAAAUAGGAAAUAAAUUCUUUUCCAUAAAUGAUGGAGUCUCUGCCUUGCUCAGUCCCUCUGUGGUUAAGAGGAAUGCCAAGUCCUAGGCUAGCCUAACCUUAGCGUCUACUUGGUCCAGUGGGCAAAUUGAGCCACAGAGCAGAUAUGGGUAUUCCUUGAAUCCCAUUGUGAGUACAAGAUAGUUUUGCAGAAAAUCAAGAUGUGAUCUGAUGCCCCACCCCCACCUCUGGAGUUUCAGACUUCCAUGUUUUUCCCCCUGUCAGAACCCAGAAUUGUCCACAGGAGAGUGAAAUGUUCCCUAGCCUCUUUUGGCAAAAGAAAUUUUAAAUAUUCAUGUGCCCGUAGUAUCAGUUUUCUAUUGCCGGAAUAGUCGCCUGUAACAGACCCACCACCACACUUCAGUGGCAUGGCUCUUGAGUGUUGGGGCUCAGCUCAUCUGGCUGGGUUUGGGUAGUUUUUGCUGGGCUUACACAUGUGUCUGUGGUCAGCUGAGGGUCAGCCAGGCAGCUGUCUUGAUCUUGAGAUCAUUGACUUCUGGCUAACCUAGGCUGACCUGUGCUAGAAUGACUCUGCUUCACAUGACUUAUUGUCCAGCAGGCUUGCCUGGGUCGGUUGACUAGACAGUGGGCAGAGAAGCAGGAAAUCAAGCUGUGGGGAGCAACCCCAGUUCAAGCCUCUACUGUCUCUUCAACUCCCAUUGGUCAAAGCAAAUCAUGUGACUGAGCCCAGUAUCAGAGUGGGAAAGCACUAGGAGGUUUCUUGGCAAAAGACAAGGGUGCGGUCAGUCUGCCCCACCAGAGAGCUGCCCCAUGAAACUCAUUAUUCAGAAGUACUUUAAAAAAAAGAAAAAAAAAAAAGUACUUUGGCCCAGGAGUUGGCAAACUUUUCCUGUUAACGGUCAGAUAGUAAAUAUUUUAGAUCUUGAGGGACAUGUGUCCUCUGUUGCAAUUACUCAAUUUUGACAUCAAAGCACAAAAGCAGCCAGAGAUGAAACUCAGAUGAAUGACCCACGUCACAAAUAUAUUGAUUUUGUUUCAACCACAUAAAAAUGUAAGUCUAAUCUUAACUUGAGGGCCAUACAAAAUGGGCUAGAUGUGCCCUCAGGCCAUGGUAUGCUGACCCCUAGUUUAGAAGCCUACAGUGAAGUCCUAGGGAAAGAGAGGCUGUAGUUAAUCAGCUGUGCUGUCAAGAUUUAUCAGAUAUUUUAAAAGCACGUUACAGAGUUCUAAGAAAAUACCUAAGAUCUCAUCCCCUAUAAUUGGGAGAAGUGAUCUAACAAAACCACCAUCUAUGUGUACUGUACCUUCGUCUGUACAAAAAAUAA